CAAGUACUAUAUCAUGGGGAAGGCUAUAUCAGUCAGUAUGGUUCAUGGGGGGCCAUCACCGGGAUUCUUUUCUCCCACUUUAUUUGAUUGCAUUGUGAAAGAUAACGUCUCACCCACCAUCGAUGAUGUGCACGACCUUGACUUGCGAGCUAAAAUCAUACAGGUAUCAGAGGCCAAGUCCAUGGAGGAGUUGUGUUCAGUUGUGUCCAGUCACAGUGACUACCUGUCUAAUGCAGGCUGCCUACGAGCUGUAAAAUGUCUGGAGGACAAAGACCUGCUUUUGCAGGACAUCCUCCAGUUCCAAGUCGUAAACCGACUCCAUGGUCCACUCGAACGGUUCAAGGAAGGCCUGAGGACAUUAGGAUUGUUGGAGGAGGUUGUCAAACAGCCAGAAGCCUUUCGUCCUCUCUUCUGCAGCCCACCACAGACCCUUAGCGCAGAUGGUCUCGAUCACCUGUUUGUCAUCUGUUUUUCCAGUGCAGGAAGUAACAGACGAGUACAGGAAAACAUUGCUGUGGGCUUUUGGAGAGACUACCUUCUAGAUGCAGAGGAAGGUAACUCCCCCUGCUCGUUGGAGGAAAUUCUAAUGUUUGUGACUGGAUGCAGUGCGCUACCUGCCAUUGGCUUGAAGCCGGAACCAUCCAUCGAGUUCCUGCACACUGACGGUCUUUUACCUGGGGACACUCAACAGAGGGCGAAGUUUCCAACGGCAAACACAUGUGUGAACUGCUUGCGUCUACCUUUGCACAAGGAUUACACUGCCUUUAAGUACAAUAUGGACUUAAAGGCUUUGCAAUACACAGGGCUUUGGUCAAGAGUAGGGCUUAGAAUGAAAUGGUAUAAGGAAACUGUCAAUAGGCUUUUUGGUACUGUUCAUCUUUAA
Osmerus eperlanus (European smelt) is the source of this 883-nucleotide messenger RNA. RefSeq names its product G2/M phase-specific E3 ubiquitin-protein ligase-like. The transcript has 4 exons. The record is from RefSeq and is a predicted model, not a curated record. The coding region runs from base 14 to 883 and encodes 289 amino acids. NCBI's taxonomy places the organism in Eukaryota, Metazoa, Chordata, Actinopteri, Osmeriformes, Osmeridae. Gene Ontology annotation, molecular function: ubiquitin-protein transferase activity.